This is a messenger RNA of Alosa alosa (allis shad), 7479 nucleotides long. RefSeq names its product calpain 15 (gene capn15). The record is from RefSeq and is a predicted model, not a curated record. Gene Ontology annotation, molecular function: calcium-dependent cysteine-type endopeptidase activity. Gene Ontology annotation, biological process: proteolysis. NCBI's taxonomy places the organism in Eukaryota, Metazoa, Chordata, Actinopteri, Clupeiformes, Clupeidae. Gene Ontology annotation, cellular component: cytoplasm.
GAUUGCAUCUGCGCGCGCUGCCCUUAUCAUCGAGCGAGUGUAAACCCCAGAGAAGAGAAAACCAUGAAUAUAAUGCAAUGAAAACAACCUCCCCUGCAAAGACCAACAUCAAGGUCGCGCACACGCACACAGUCGCGCACACAGGACUGUGUUGGAGUGAUGCACUGUGGGUAGUGGUGUGUGUGUGGACGUCUGUAAACCGGAGCCUUUGGGCUGCAGCAUCUUGGACAGGGGCAUAAUGGAAAGAAAACGCCAGUUUGGGACCGGUGGAAAACAAUCGAUCUGGAAGCUCACCAAAUCACGACGGACUCGUUCACAUCUGGACGUUUAAACGCAUCGUGGGUUCUCAUGCGGGGCGGCUUUGCCCUCCAAAAAAUAUCCCGAACGGAUGAACGUUGAGCUCAAGUAAGAAAUCUGACAGACUGCUGAACUGGGAAACGUGUUUUAUUAUUUAAACGACUCCGUUUCGCCAACGCUUCCUACCAAUCAAGCCUUUUAUCCAUGAAGCACAGUGCUAUGUCUGUCUUUGUUUUUUUUUAAAAUAACACUGAGACUCCAGUAGAUCAUCCAAGGCCUUACACUCAGUGUCUCUUCUAAAACUACAACGCGAUUUUUUUUAUGUCGCUUGGGACAAGGAAUAUUGGUACUUGUGCCUGCACGCUGCACUGUUUUUCAUUUGGAUGGUUGCCUACUGUCACCCAAAAUUAUCAGUUGACCUGUUCGCCUUUAUGUAGCCAACAUUGACUUCGAUAGAAUAGUUAGCAACCAAAGUAUUAAACAUGCAUGUAGAUGUACUGUAGCGAUCAGAAACCUGUAUAUUUUUGUCCAUGUUUUACUACAGACCGUUAACAGAAGCGAUUUCUCGCCCAUGCGUAUUUCAGUGUAGCAGUAAUAAAAGUCGAGCAGAAGCGGAACCUCCGGUUGUCUCCGAGGAGGCAGCUCUUCCUGAAAGUAAGCAGGGGGAAGGAAGGGGUUAUCCGCGGGUCUGUGGUGCCUAAUAGAUGCCAAAUAUCUAGCGUGUUUUGAGGAGAAUCCGUAGUUUAUCCUUCGCAUCCUCCGUUGACCCAGUCUGGAUUUGACAAGCGAGACGGGACGCCGAUCUCUAAUCGCUUCAAACUACACCUUCCACCCUCGUCUUCCAACGAAAGUCCCUAUUUGAAACCCCCUCUACUUAAGCUGUGUUGCUGUGUUUUUACCAUCGUAGCUGGAUUGCUGUUUGAUAAGAGAAAAUAGCCUGAUUUUUUUGGCAUGCAUUUUAACUUGCGACACAUGCAAGCGGUGGAACAGACAUUCCAUUAAAAGACUGAAACCGUAUCCGUUAAGGAGUGGGCUUGGGACAGUCUGCGCGUGAUAGUCAGUAAUCCCCGCAGCAGCUGGAGAAAGAUGAGCCUGGGUCAUACCGACAGCGCCAAAGAGUUUUCGUUGAAGCAGCAAGACGAUGCAUUCUGAAGCUCUUGGAGUGUAGCACAGGCGUUUUAACCCUGCACUUGUCUCUGAAUGCAUUGUGGUUCUCUUGCAAUUGCCAACCUGUAUGGUCAGUCAGAGAAACACAUCAUCAUCAUCAUCAUCAAGAGGAUCUGUUGACAACCUUAGGCUCUCUCCAAUGAUUCUGUCAUUUAUAUGGUCAUGACCUGAGUCGGUUACACUUUCUUUGGAGAUUACAACUCUAAUGCUUGUCAUUUUUCAUGGACUAUUGGUUGCCAUUUUUUUCCGGAACAUUCUGUGUUUUCUCAAACAUAUUUCGGAGACUGAGGGUUCUUUUUUUUCAGCCUGAUGUUGCAUGGCCUCCUGACCUCCACUGUCGCUCAGAUUCAUUGAGUGACUUCAGUCCGUCCACUAGGUCAUGGAGUGGGGCUUCAGGAUGGUCGAGAACACAUGACUUUCUGUGGCUCCUGUACUGGUGUAUGUGAGAGAGAGAGAGAGAGAGAGAGAGAGAGAGAGAGAGAGAGUGUGUGCACACUCAGAACUGAGCAUCCCCUCACCCCCUCAGGGGAGGAAAGAGAAAGAAGUCGGCUAAUAUUUGCCCUGUCACAGGGGUAAACACCUUGUACGGAGCUUGCUCGCAGUUGUCGUGGCGAUGGGAAGUUCAGCCUCUUCGCUUACAGCAGAGACCGAGUCGGAACACGGGUUCCGUCCGGCACCCUAUCCGGGCGCCCCCUCUGUAGGCUGGCUAAGGAACAGCCAUAGCAGCCCAGUGUGGGGGACCACCUUCAUCACGCGCCAGCAGCAGAAUCCUCCUGUACCACACAGAGAGCGCAGUCACUCUCACUCACCGGGCUCGAUGGCGGCGGUGGUGCGUGGCAGCGGCGAGUGGUCGUGCGGCCGCUGCACCUUCCUGAACCCCGGCGGCUCGCCGCGCUGCUCCAUCUGCGAAGCGCCGCGCCAGAAGCCCGACCUGAACCACAUCCUGCGCCUGAGCGCCGCCGAGGAGCCGCGCUGGGCCUGCGGCCGCUGCACGCUGACCAACCCGCACGCCGCCGGCACCUGCUCCGUCUGCGGCAGCGCCGCGCCCAACGGGCCCCAGCUGGCCCUGCCCCAGGUGCCGCCCGCUCCGCCGGCCAAGGCCUCCGUCAUCACCGCCACCGCCGCCGUGCCCCAGGACCCGUCGGCUACGCCCAGCCCCGGGGAGGGCACGCCGCGGGCCGAGGAGCCGUGUCGGCGGCUGGAGGCCUGCUCCAACGGGGAGGUGGUGGUGGAGGUGGGCGUGGCUGGGGGCGUGGCCGGGGGCUGGGCGUGCCCGCGGUGCACGCUGCACAACACGCCGGUGGCCAUGUCGUGCUCGGCGUGCGGCGGGCCACGCAAGCUCUCGCUGCCCAAGAUCCCCCCCGAGGCGCUGGUGGUGCCCGAGGUGCGCACGCCCGUGCUGGGCUUCCCUGGACCCGCCGCCUCCUCCUCCUCCUCCUCCUCCGUCGCCGUUGGCCAGACCACGCCCCUCAUUGACCUCACGGAGGACACGCCCCUCCCGGCCACGCCCGAGCCGGUGGUCACGCCCCUCUCCUCCUCCUCCUCCUCCUCCUCGCUCCCGCCCGCGUCGCUCCAGAACAACCCCGUCCCACGCAGCCGCAGGGAGGUGCCGCCCCCGAGCAGACAGUCCGGCGGCGACGCCAAACACACACACGCACACACACACGCGCACACGCCUGCUGCCGCCGUCGAGCCUCUCCUCGGCAAGCGCCUGAGCGUGUUGGAGGAGGAGGACGCGCACCCGCACACACACCCUCACCUGCACACGUACGCGCACAGUCCGGUCACCUCGCCUCCUUCCUGGAAGUGCCCCGGUUGCUCGGGGCUGGGCAGUGGCCGCUGCGACGCUUGCCGCUCGACCAUCCGCUCCACGUCGUCCACGGCGACCACCUCCUCCUCCUCCUCUUCGUCCUCCUCCUCGUCGUCGGCGGUGGCGGCGGCGGGGGACGUGAUCGAUCUGGUCGGGGAGUCGUUGCGCUUCACGCCGGCGUCACCCUCCAGCCCGGACUUCAGCUCGUGGACGUGCUCCAAGUGCACCCUCCGCAACCCCACCUCCACGCCGCACUGCUCCGCCUGCGGCUCCUCCAAGCUACACGGCUUCACCGACGCCUCCUCCUCCACCACCUCCUCCUCCUCCACCUCCUCCUCCGCCUCCUCCUCCGCCAUCAUCGCCCAGCGCCUCCAACCCUCCCACUGCAAGCCGCCCUCGUCCACCUCCUCCUCCUCCGUCACUCCCGUCUCCGCCCCGCGCAAGACCGCCCGCGUCUACCCCUCCCUAGCCGGGGGCUCGUCCUCUUCCUCCUCCUCCUCGUCGUCCUCGUCGUCGCCGGCCGCGGGCUGCUCGCUGGCGGUGGGCGGCGGGGGGGGUGCGUUGGUGGUGGCGGCGGUGGUGGUGGGGGGCCAGUGGGCGUGCCCGGCGUGCACGCUGCUCAACGAGGGCCGCUCCAAGCACUGCGCCGCCUGCCACACGCCGCAGCAGCAGUGCGUCCGCUUCGCCAAGCUGGGCAAGCAGCUCAAAGCGCCCUUGAGAGCGUCCCGCGUGAGGCCCGCCCGGCGCACCGACGAGGGAGAGGCCAAGGAGCUGUGGGAGAACAUCGUCAGCUUCUGCAGAGAGAAUGCAGUUAACUUUGUGGAUGACAGCUUCCCACCGGGUCCGCACUCAGUCGGCUUCCCCGAGAGUGACAGUGUCCAGCAGCGAAUCAAGAAGUGGCUCCGCCCACAUGAGAUCAACUGCAACAACUUCAAGGAGCGCGGCGUCAAGUGGAGUGUGUUCCGGACACCCCGCCCCUCCGACAUACUGCAAGGGCUGCUGGGAAACUGCUGGUUCCUGAGUGCGUUAGCGGUGCUGGCGGAGCGGCCUGAUCUGGUGGAGAGGGUGAUGAUCACGCGCAGCAUCUGCACUGAGGGGGCCUACCAGGUGCGCCUGUGCAAGGACGGCACCUGGACCACCGUGCUGGUGGACGACAUGCUGCCCUGCGACGAAUACGGCUACCUCCUCUUCUCCCAGGCCCAGCGUAGGCAGCUGUGGGUGGCUCUGAUUGAGAAGGCGCUGGCCAAGCUGCACGGCUCCUACUUUGCGCUGCAGGCCGGCCGGGCCAUCGAGGGGCUGGCCACACUCACCGGCGCGCCCUGCGAGUCGCUCAUGCUGCAGGUCAGCUCCACCAACCCACGCGAGGAGCCCAUCGACACCGACCUCAUCUGGGCCAAAAUGCUCAGCUCCAAAGAGGCCGGGUUCUUGAUGGGCGCUUCCUGCGGGGGCGGGAAUAUGAAGGUGGACGACGUCGUGUACGAAUCCCUAGGGCUCCGUCCACGUCACGCUUACUCCAUACUGGACGUCCGGGACGUGCAGGGCUACAGGCUGCUGCGGCUCAGGAACCCCUGGGGGCGCUUCUCGUGGAACGGCAGCUGGUCGGACGAGUGGACCGACUGGCCACAGCACCUGCGUCACGAGCUGAUGGCCCACGGCAGCAGCGAGGGCGUCUUCUGGAUGGAGUAUGGAGAUUUCAUCAAGUACGUCUGAUCGGUGGACAUCUGUAAGAUCCACUCGGACUGGCACGAGGUGCGCCUGCAGGGCUGCUUCCCCAGCCGGGCCAGUGGGCCGAUCACCGUCACCUCCCUCACUGUGCUGGAGAGGACCGCACUGGAGUUCGCCCUGUUCCAGGAGGGCAGCAGGCGUUCAGACACAGCAGACAGCCACCUGCUGGACCUGUGCAUCAUGGUGUUCCGGGCGUCGUUUGGCAGUGGCAACAAGCUGACGCUGGGCCGGCUCCUGGCCCACAGCAAGCGCGCCGUCAAGAAGUUUGUGGGCUGUGACGUCAUGCUGGAGCCCGGCGAGUACGCUGUGGUCUGCUGUGCCUUCAACCACUGGCAGAUGAACCUGGCCAGCCCCCCCACGCCAGUGUCCAGUCCCACCAGUGCACGGCGGCCCAGUCAGGACUUCCCGGGCUUCAUCCUGGCCAUCUACAGCUCGCGGCAGGUGAUGGUGGAGCAGGUGGAGGCCAGUGCCACGACACUCGCCGACGCCAUCAUCCUGCUCACCGAGAACAAGGGCGAGAGACACGAGGGGCGGGAGGGGAUGACGUGUUACUACCUGACCCAUGGCUGGGCAGGCCUCAUCGUGGUGGUGGAGAACCGCCACCCUAAGUACUACCUCCAUGUGUCCUGUGACUGCACCGACAGCUUUAACGUGGUGUCCACUCGCGGAAGCCUCAAGACCAUAGACAGCGUCCCACCACUGCACAGGCAGGUGCUGGUGGUGCUGUCCCAGCUGGAGGGCAACGCCGGCUUCUCCAUCACCCACCGACUGGCCCACAGGAAGGCAGCUCAGGCCUCUCUGGGGGACUGGACCCCCAGCAAGGCCACACACUCGCCCCAGCUCACCUCAGACACCGAUGGACUGCACCGGCCACGGCCACUCUGACACACACACACACACACACACACACACACACACACACACACAGACUGGCACUCCAAAAGCAUGUGCGCUCACGCACAGACACAGACAAACAAACAUUGCUGGUGUCUGUUGGCACUGACUCAUUUUCAGCGCGAACAUCCUGCCAAACACACAACUGUGCCAUGAAACGCAUUACCACUGAUCUCACACACACACACACACACUUGCAGAGGUGAGGGGUUAAGGUCUGGUUGGGUGUGCUAUAACUACUGAGCCAACUACAUCUGAUUAUUUAAGCCAUAGCCACUCCUCCCUCACACACGCACACACCCAAACACACACAAGGCAUAAAGGCCUGUUUUACGGUACCAUGUUGAGCCAAACUUGCUUACAGAUCUCUUAAACCAUUACAUAUUUUUACCCGUAUACCAUAUUAUUACGCAGUCAUAUGUAGUCUUUAUUCAUGUGUUUACUUGUAAGUGUGUCUGUGUGUGUGUGUGAAUGAAUGAAUGAUUGAGUGAGUGAGGGUAUGUAUAUAGAAAUGCCUGUCAGACAAGUAUAUGGGAUAUUAUCUACACUGGGAGUGAUGAUGGUAUGAGGGGUGACCGUGGAAAAAAACUUGAAUACAUUUUUUGGGAUUGUUUUGUUUGUUCAUUGUUUCCGGGACAACGGGGUAAUAUUUUUACAUUGAUUUAUAGUUUUUGUUCCAUUAUGAUUAAAUCAGAUACUUGAUUUGCUGUUGGAUGGAGAGGCAGACAAUCUGUCAGAAAGUAUGUUUGUGUCAUAUCUGAGGAAAUGGAUUGAAAAUGGAGAAAGAGCGCUCGAUGGUUCACGAUCUGUGUGUAGAGCUGACGUAUUUGUUAAUUUAUUAAUGUGAAAGAUUUGUGUUCAUGUGUUCAGAAAAGCACAAGAGAAUCUGCUGUCCUACGUCUGUAGAUUAUUGUGUGUGUGUGUGUGCGCGUGUGUUUGAUGGAUGACUGAUGCUGAUGCACUGAAAUCUCUUCUUUAAUUUUUUAAUGUGAGAAGGUGGUUGUUGCACCACCUUGUGCACUCGUUUAAUCUGGUGUCAGUUUUUCCCUUUCUCUCUCUCUCUCUCUCUCUCUCUCUCUCUCUCUCUCUCUCUCUCUCUCUCGGAGGUCUUUUCUCUCCUCUCUUCUCCUCUCUUCUCCGUCGCCCCUGUCUGCCCAUCUGACUUGGUCUUUCUCUUUAGUUUGUUCUCUCAGCCUUGUCCUGUGGAUCAUCUCUUAGUUGGAACAUUAUUGUGACUCGUAAGGCAACGACUCCCCCUGGUGGUGUGCAGAAGUUAUACUUCACCUGGGUGCACACACACACACACACACACACAUACACACACAGUCACAUCAUGAUUUGUAAAUUGUACAGACUCAAUGCUAAUACCACCUUAAAAAUCAGUGGAUUAACCUGUAUAAAGAAAACCAACCAAUCAGAUCAAGCGAUUGCUGGAGGAACAUGGAACUCCACUGGAUGGGAAUGUGAUGUAUAGAAUAUUUUACUGAUUUUGGAGACAAAAUACUAUAUGAAUAUGUAUAAAUAUCUCUGUAUGUUAAAUUUGCAAUCUCAGGUUCCAUUGGACCAAAUAAAGUUUUUUUAACGAA